CUCCUCCUCAAUCUCUUGAACCGCUUCGACAAAAUAUUGUAUUGGUUGAUUAUCUUAUGUCACUCUAUUUCCCUCCUUGAGAGGGUCAUUUGAACAUUCGAUUAAUUAAUCAUCCAAUCAUUAAAAGGUUUUAUUCAUUUGUGCAAGAUUAGCAUAAACAAGUCAAGCUCUCAGUCAUAUUUUACAUCUACCUAGGUAUUCUGGGUACUUAACUCUCAAGAUGUUCGCUCUUCUUUCUUACGCUACAAAUCUUUCGAUAAUCUAUACCGUCCUCACUCUAUCUCUCUACAUGCUCUCUCCUAUUGUGCCCCUCGCGGGUUUCUUCGCUCGUCUCCUCGCCGGUUAUAUUUCCCUCGUCCUUUGCGCCUGUUAUGGAGUCUUCAUAUCGAUUCUCCUACGUCUCGUAGGAAACUAUCGCAUAUCGCAAUGGGCCGUCGCUCGCGCAUUUAAAUGGACAAUGUGGUUAACUACCGGCGUAACAUUUGUCGUCGAAGAUCCGAACAAUUAUCUCGGUACAACACGUCCUGCAGUCUUGAUAGGAAAUCAUCAAACCGAACUCGACGUACUUAUGUUGGGCUGUGUAUUCCCUCGAUACUGUUCCGUUACUGCGAAGAAGAGUUUGAAGAAUGUGCCGUUCCUAGGCUGGUUCAUGAGUUUGAGUGGAACGGUAUUUAUUGAUCGUGGUAAUGCGAAAGAUGCGCGACAGGCUAUGGCGGGUGCAGCAAAGGAAAUUCGAGAGGAAAAACAAAAUGUUUACAUGUUUCCGGAGGGAACGAGAAGUUAUGCAAAGGAUCCGACUCUAUUGCCUUUUAAGAAAGGAGCUUUUCAUUUGGCGGUUCAAGCGGGUGUGCCGAUUAUACCGGUCGUAGUCGCUUGUUACAGUAAUGUUUUGCACGUCCAGAGCUGGCACUUCAAAUCGGGGAGGAUACCGGUCAAAGUUUUGAAACCAAUCGAGACGAAAAAUCUUACUUCUGCGGACGUCGAAGAUUUGGCGAGAGAUACGAGGGAAUUGAUGUUGAGGGAGUUGGUUGCUUUGACUUCGAAGACAGAGGGAAAGCCAAUAGCUAUGCCGGCACAAAAUGCGGAUGGAGUUGUGAAAGCUAGUGGAAGGGAGCCGCAAGUGGAGCAUCAUAUACUAUGAGGACUUAUAUGCUGUGAAGGAAGGGGCCGAUCCUUGAAUGUAGAUGGAUAGCUACAGGACCGGGUAGAUUUCCGCAUGGAAGAGAGAUGACACAAGAAAAAUGGGUGGGUUGUACGGAAACGGAACACAAAGGGAAAGAUGGGGAGUGGAAACAGGUCAUGGAACAUGAGAUAUGAUAUUCAGCACGCGAAAAGAUUUUCUCUUGCAUGAGUUUGGAGUACAUGGACAUGGAAUAUCAGUGCGAAUGCGAAAAUUUGAAAUUCAGAUAGUGGUAGAUACCCGAUAGAAUUGGAAUUUGAUCUGAAGAACAAGAUGGAUGUCGUUAUGAAAUUCUAUACUGCACAGGAAUUUGGAUGAUGCAUGGCCUAGAGUUCAAGUUCAAAUUCAAGUGGGAGUUCCAGUUCGAUGUCCAAUAUUCAAGGUGACCCCGCUCUCCCACCCCAUAGGUAUUUAUCCUGGUCUUCCGCCUUACCUUCGUUAUCUUCAUUUGACGUUUUUGCUGCGCCGAAGACUGUUUCUCUUCUUGCAUGGUUUGCAAAUCUAGAGGCUACUAUUCCGUGUUCUUUGCUAGAUACUAGGUGGUUUAUUGGAUUUGAUAAAUGCGAUUCGUGUGAGAUGAAUGAGUAGUUCUGUAUAUGAAGUCUAGAUUUCCACUUUGAUGUGGGAUUGGAGAUGGAGGUUGGAGAGUGAGAGUGAGAGAUGGAGGGAAAAGAAGGAAACAUGAGGGAUAUGGGAAGAGGAAGGCAAAAUAGUGAUGGUGUGGAAAGGCAGGAAAACAGGAUUGAGGUGAGAGCGGUUCGCGACUUUCGUAAAUUGCAAGUUUUCCCUGGUAUUUUGAAGCAAGUUUGGAAAGUUUCGAUGUUUGAGAUGUGCCGUCGCAGAUGAAUGGGUUACCUAGUAAUUAGAUUAAGAUUGGCUAUUCUCCUUGCGGUAUAUCUAUUGUUGAAGUCAAAUUUCGGACUGAGCGUGCUGUUGAUGAAGAUGAAGAGAAAUGGUGUUGUGAUGAUUAUUGCCCGUGAAGAACUCUGAAGAGAUG
Molecule: messenger RNA, 2177 nt
Organism: Botrytis sinoallii
Lineage: Eukaryota; Fungi; Ascomycota; Leotiomycetes; Helotiales; Sclerotiniaceae
Exons: 2
Coding region: 221-1141 (306 amino acids)
Biological process (GO): phosphatidic acid biosynthetic process
Cellular component (GO): membrane; endoplasmic reticulum
Molecular function (GO): 1-acylglycerol-3-phosphate O-acyltransferase activity
Source: RefSeq, a predicted model, not a curated record